UCAAAUGUGUUUUUGAAAGGGGAUGGAUUCCAUAUUUCUACAAUCGAGUUUACUCUUCAUCGGAUUAUUUUCCGUUUGUAAUGCAAGCAAAGAUGCAACAAAGUACCCACUUGAGUUCAUAACUCAGGCCCACGCCAGUGUUCAAGGGAUGACAUAUGGGUUCCAGUUACUGGAAGAUAUUCGUCAGAUUCGUAUGGUGUGUGAGCAGAGGCGUGAUGAGCUUGAGCAACACUUUACCUCAGAGUUACAAAACUGGAUGAAGUAUUCCCAACAGACUCAACAGAUAAUGAGCAGAUCUUACCCUGGAGAUAGAUAUGUAGAAGAAAAUCAACAAGUGAUAGAAAAAACAAUUGCGAACACAUACAGUGAAAUUUACUCCAGUAGAUCUCGGAGACUGAGUGUCAUACAAAGCCAAUGUGACGAUUCACUAGAGGAAUUGUUAACUCAGCGUAAGCUGUCAAUGUUAACUUUAAUAACUGACCUUUUGAGCCACAACAUACAGGAACUAAACAAACUAGUGGAUGAAUUAGCUACGUAUGAGAAACAAUUGCAGGAUGGUCUUGUAAGCUGUGUGGCCACACAAGCCAUGCGAUAUGAGUCUAGACUCAGUUCGAAAGUCCUAUCACCAGAGGAUUUUUGUUCGGGUCCUGACAUCAAAAUUCUGGCAGCAUUUCUGAAACGUAUGAUGGAUAUAAUAACUCAAGAACAAUCACAGUUUUUUGGGGAUGAUGAAGACCUUAGAAUAGAAACUCCAUGUGGCACCUCAGGCUGUAAAGAACAUACGGAUUCACCAUCCGAGUCUAGUUCAACACUUACAGUGGAUACACAGCCCCCUCAACAGCCCUAUCAUUUGCCAUCUCCUUCUUUUGAGGAGCCGUUCACUCCAUCCAAUCCAAUGACAGAAGCCUCCAAUAUUAAACCACAGGGUAGUACAUACAACGCUUCACCCAAACAAGAUUAUACACCUGAUGACAGAACUCAAGAAAUGACAACAAGUACCCCAACAACACAACCAGAAGCAAGUCUGUAUUCAACUGAACCAAGUAUUACAAGUGAAACUACGGCUUCUGAUGACAGAAAGGACCUAACAACCACACAAAGUACCCCAACAACACAACCAGAAGCAAGUCUGUAUUCAACUGAACCAGUGACUACCAUUGAAACGGCAUCUGAUGAAAUCAUUACACAAAGCACUCCACCGACACAACCGGAAGCAAAUCUAACUUCAACUGAGGCAGUGACUAGAGCUAGUGAAAAUCCACCUGGACCUUUGGUUACUGAGCAAAAUAAAGGAGAAUAUGGGGUGGCAUCAGUGCAGACACAAACUGAUACUUCAACAUCUUUUGAGAACAAAGUUACUCCUGAAGUUCCUGGUAUAGGUUUUAGAUAUCAUGUUAUCUUGCAUAAUGUGUAGCCUGGCUAAGCAGCUACAUACCUGAUAGCCUUAGCUUGCCUUUCAAACCCCUGUACUUCCAUUGCGGGUGUUCUGAAUGGAGGUUCCAAGGGAUAAAUCAUAGGGUCGUAGGGAAAUACUAGAGGAAUUGUUAGCGAGUGAGGCGAGCAGUUUGUUUUCAGUACUUUCUCGCGUAUUUUAAAAAUCACGUAUAACAUUAUGGUAUGUAGCAUAUAGAAAAAUUAUGCAUUAAUUACAUGACUUGGAGGGCUCCAAUGAAGGUAUAAUAUACAUGUAUAGCCAGGAAGAGUUUGGCCAGGAUAGAGAAAGGGUUUUAAAGAUGGAGGAUUUUGAGAGACCACUGUAUUAUUUGAUUUCACUGCUUUACAUCCUUAGGUUGGUUGGAUGAUGCAGUGAAUAAAAUACUCAAUCCAUGUAAACAGAACCAGAGUCUUGCUAAGGGCAAUGUUAAGCACAAAAAGUUACAUCAGGGCAGCUUUGAAAAGGGGUCAGAGGAUAAAGAUUUAACUGGAAACAGCCACAGCAGACAUGCUGAUGAUGAAUUGAGCACAGAAGCCACUGGAUCUGGCAACAGACUGCACCAGUCUCUGAUUUAUAGUUUUGCCACAGUAGGUUUCGCUUUGGUAGUGGCAGCACUAGUAAUCCUGGCAGCUGCAGUGAUGUUGCAGCACAAGAGACGGCAGCUAGCGGCCUCAAAGCUACAGACUCAGGACCAGAAGAUUGCGAUCAUGAAAGAAACAGGCUAUGUUAAUCCAACAUACAAGUUGGAAAACGAUGAAUAAGAUGUAGCAUAUCUCACCAUGUAAAAUCUAAACGCAUACAUACAUGUGAUUUGAAUAUCCCCGUUGUAAUUUUUAUAUAACAUGUAUUUUUGGUGUUAAAAGAAAAGCUAGAACGUUGAAAGGCCAAUAACAAAUAGGCUCGCCACCACAGAUGGAAUUGCGUUAGCGGUCCACAAAUUAGUAUAUUAUUCUGAGAAUAAUAGGGUGAUAAAAACGUGUCGGAAAAUAGGCCAAAUGUGAUGAGAAGG
Messenger RNA from Geodia barretti, 2444 nucleotides. The record is from the annotation of a GenBank genome assembly. Lineage: Eukaryota; Metazoa; Porifera; Demospongiae; Tetractinellida; Geodiidae.